AUGCCUUUGAGAAAAGUGGGUUGGAGGAGGUAUCAAUGGUGGCACUUUCUGGCUGUGUCUGGCUACAAGCUUUUGUGGUCACAAUGGAGACCAACGGUCCAAUUGCUGUUUGAACCUACUCUUUUUAAGGGUAGUAUCCGGACAAAUCUUGACCCCUUAGGACUUCACUCUGAUCAUGAAAUAUGGGAGGCAUUGGAGAAAUGCCAGCUUAAGAGUACCAUUAGUAGUCUCCCAAACUGUUUAGAUUCAUCUGUGAGUAAUGAAGGAGAAAAUUGGAGUAUGGGUCAACGACAGCUGUUCUGUUUAGGAAGAGUGUUGCUUAGGAGAAACAAGUUCUUAAUUCUUGAUGAAGCAACUGCAUCAAUUUAUUCAGAAACAUUUGCCACUGUACAAAGGAUUAUAAGGCAGGAAUUCUCAAGUUGUACUGUUGUAACAGUUGCUCAUAGGAUUCCAACUGUUAUAUACAGUGACAUGGUCAUGGUCCUCUCCUCUGGUGAAAUGAUGGAAUAUGAUGCGCCCUCCAAGCUAAUGGAGUCGGAUUCUUAUUUCUCAAAGUUGGUUGCUGAGUACUGGUCCAGCUGCAGGAGAUGA
Lactuca virosa is the source of this 591-nucleotide messenger RNA. The record is from the annotation of a GenBank genome assembly. NCBI's taxonomy places the organism in Eukaryota, Viridiplantae, Streptophyta, Magnoliopsida, Asterales, Asteraceae.